AUGUCGAUACAGGGCAAGAAGGCAAAGGACUUGCCUUACGCGCGGCUCCUGUUCCGGCAGAAGGAUCGCCAUUUCGCCACCGUCGUCUUUGCUCGCGCGCACGCCUCGCGAGCCGCAGACGCCGAGCGGCCUGCUGGCCGCACUUUGUUCCUUGCCAACCUGCCGCUGUCGGCGACGGGAUCCGCGCUCCGCUCGGCGCUCGAGGCGUUUGGUCCCGUCGACGCGGUGCAUAUGGACGCGGCGGGCGGUGUCGCUGCCUCUCCUCGCCGCAGCCAGCAAGCGCAUGUCGUCUUUGCGGCGGCCCCGGCGCUCCGCAAGUGCCUCAAAUGCGACCGCGCCAUUCCGCUCUCCGCGGGAGGGGGGGGAGGAGGCGCGUCCAGCGUGGGCGGCACUUUGGGCGACGCGCCCGAGGAUCGCGAGACUCUCGGUGCAUCGGUCGCUGCAUUCCUGCAGCAAUUUGAGGCGGACGAGGCGUCGCGCGCACGCGCGGCGGAGAGCGCGCACGGAGCGAUGGACGAGGACGGCUUCGUGCUGGUGACUCGCAAGGCAAAGGGGAGGAGCGUCGCGAGCGACGGCACCGUCUCGAUGGGUGCCGCCUCGGACGCAGCCACCGCCGCGCGCGCCGCCAAGCGCGUUGCCUCCCGAAUCGCACACGAGCGCAAGCGCGACAAGCUGCUGGCGCUACGGGAGCAGUUCGAGGCGGACAAGGCUCGCGUCGCAAAGCUGCGCGCCGACCGCAAGUUCCGCCCGUACUAGAAUCGAAUGCAUGUACACGAGUUUAUCUGCUCCGGCUUCUCCACACGGUCGCGCUCCCGGACACUUUUGAAUCAAACUUCAAAGA
Molecule: messenger RNA, 841 nt
Organism: Emiliania huxleyi CCMP1516
Lineage: Eukaryota; Haptophyta; Isochrysidales; Noelaerhabdaceae
Exons: 2
Coding region: 1-756 (251 amino acids)
Biological process (GO): ribosomal small subunit assembly; rRNA processing
Cellular component (GO): UTP-C complex; CURI complex
Molecular function (GO): nucleic acid binding
Source: RefSeq, a predicted model, not a curated record